Messenger RNA from Exophiala dermatitidis NIH/UT8656, 2133 nucleotides. RefSeq names its product MFS transporter, PHS family, inorganic phosphate transporter. Gene Ontology annotation, biological process: transmembrane transport. The coding region runs from base 1 to 2133 and encodes 710 amino acids. Gene Ontology annotation, cellular component: membrane. The record is from RefSeq and is a predicted model, not a curated record. Lineage: Eukaryota; Fungi; Ascomycota; Eurotiomycetes; Chaetothyriales; Herpotrichiellaceae. The transcript is spliced from 5 exons. Gene Ontology annotation, molecular function: transmembrane transporter activity.
AUGCCACGAUGGCGUGGCCGCCUCUAUGCCACAGAUCGAGCUCGAGACUUUGACCACGAACAUGAUCGCCAAAUUCGAGUUCGUCAAAUCUACGAGACCAUCGACCGCCAACCCUUCCAAUGGGUGGUGGUCCUCGUUGCCGGGGUCGGCUUCCUGCUCGAUGGGUUUUCGCUCUUCGCUGGUAACAUCGCCCUGCCGAUGAUUGCCUAUGUAUACUGGCAGAAAGAGGUGUCGUCUUUCCGCCUGACUUGUAUCAACAUCGCCACGCUUUCCGGGACUCUCCUGGGACAAGUCUUGUUCGGGUUUCUUGCGGACCUCAAUGGUCGCAAGAAGAUGUAUGGAAUUGAACUGGUCCUGCUCAUAGGGUCUACCCUCGGAGUCGUCAUGUGCUCCCAGGGAUAUAAUGGAAACAUGAGUAUCUAUGCAUGGUUGAUCUGGUGGAGGUUCAUGGUCGGAGUAGGGGUAGGGGCUGAUUACCCCCUCAGCGCAACGAUAACAGCCGAGUUUGCCCCUAGAAGACACCGAGCUCGGAUGAUGGCCACAGUCUUCUUCAUGCAACCGCUAGGGCAGAUUGCCGGGAACCUCGUCUCGCUGGUCGUGGUGAGUAUCUCGCGUAGGUCAGACGCGGCGGCCACCGACCUUGCACAGUCCGUCGAUACCAUGUGGCGUUGGAUCAUCGGCAUCGGCGUCGUUCCAGGCGUGGUGGCAUUGUUAUUCCGUUUUGCCAUUCCAGAGACACCGCGAUUUUUAGUCGACAUCGAAGAUGACCCGAUUAAGGCCGAGUUUGACGCCACACAGCUGUUUGGCGAGGAAUCGCUGACGACGCCGCUGACAGAGUUAGAGGCUGGUAUGGGUGGCGUGGGUGAUGGUGCUGCUGCCAGUGCGUGGUCAACAGCCGACGACGACAAUAUUCUAGACGAGUCCCACUCUCCCACCUCCAAAUCAUCGCUGGAUAUCCUGUUCCAUCGAAAACAAUCCUCGUGGGCUACGUCCGUGAUGCCAAUAUCGCCGCGAACCGCCUCAACUGCAGCUUCAGCUGCAGCGGUGCAGCAAAGGUCAAAACAGGAUUCCAUCUCUGCUGCUACUGUAUCUGGUGGUGGUGCUGGUGCGAGCGGAUCACCACUGAACAACACCUUCACAAGCUCAAAUGCCAAUCCUCCUUCUCUCCCUUCAACGACAUGGACGCUAACCAAGGGCGAUAUCAAACAAUAUUUCUGGACCGAAGGAAACUGGAGAACGUUGGUUGCGACGUCCGUAUGCUGGCUACUUCUCGACUUUGGGUUCUACGGUAUCGGACUUUCGAGCCCUCAAUUCCUAGCCAAGACUUGGGGCUCAUUGAAUAUCUCUGGCCCCAGUCCACCCUGGAUGACGGACGACAACCCGGACACAGACGUAUACGAUACAUUUUUCGCGACGUCGGUGCAGGCCCUUGUGAUUCUCAACACGGGCAGCUUCGCCGGCGGAUUACUAAUGAUCGCGACAGCCAGCCGGCUGAAUAGAGUGAAAUUGCAGAAAUUUGGGUUUUUGGUCCUAGCGGCGCUGUUUAUUGCUCUCGGAACAGUCUUUAUCACGAUUCAGCGCGAGGGCGCAGUCGCGAUCGUGCUGUAUGUUGUGGGCCAGUUGGCGUUUAAUUUUGGCCCCAAUUCAACCACCUACAUUCUUCCAGCCGAACUGUUCCCUACCCGCUACCGGGCCACAUGCCACGGCAUAAGUGCGGCCUCGGGCAAGCUGGGCUCGAUUCUGGUCCAAGUGUUUUCGGCAUACUACAAAUUCGGCUCGUCAUCGCCUGGAGCCGAUCAGACGAAGCGCUACGGCACCAUUCUGGUCGUGUUCAGUGCGUGCAUGUUCCUGGGCGCCGCGGUCACCCAUUUCUGGAUCCCCGAGGUGCAGAGGAAAGCUCCUAAGGAUAUGACUGCCACUACGAAUGGAAGUAAAGCCUCCUCGUCGUCCUCCUCCGCCUCGUCCAGAUCGAUCACUAGUCCUGGGAGCGUUGCCAAGUCUGCUAUUAGUGGUCGUACUUGUAUGUCUUUGGAGGAAAUAGCCUUGGGCAGAUGGGGCACGAAGAGCGAUGCUGUGUUGAGGGCCCGAAAGGGGAGAGGGGCUGAAUUGGAUAGAAGGAGCGGUAUAAAUUGA